This is a messenger RNA of Danaus chrysippus (African queen), 2538 nucleotides long. NCBI's taxonomy places the organism in Eukaryota, Metazoa, Arthropoda, Insecta, Lepidoptera, Nymphalidae. The record is from the annotation of a GenBank genome assembly.
AUGACGCUUCUUUUACAGUCGGAUAAAUCUCCUAAAGGCGUACCAUUGACUGAUCUCGAAAUUUCAUGGAUGGCAUCAUUACCAUACAUAGUAAGCGUACCCAGUACAUACAUAAUGGCUGAAAUUGGUGAUCGAUAUGGAAGAAAACUGGCACUUCUAUUAGCAACCGGCAGUGCUGCUGCCACAUGGCUUCUUAAGCUGUGCUCGAUGAGUAUCUGGGCAUUUAUAGCAGCGAGGAUUUUGGUUGGCAUUACCAUGUCCGGAUCUUGUGUCAUCUGUCCCACUUACAUCAAAGAAAUCUGUGACAGCAAUAUACGGGGUGCUCUGGGAUGCUGGGAUGCAUCAAAAUCUCUGAUAUGGCUCCGGUGUAAAAGUAAAUACGAUUCAACUAUUAAAGAGGAAAUAGACUACAUCAAAGAAGAACAUGAAAAGGAUGAAGGGCAGGGACCAUUUUUAGUGAUGAAAAUUUUGAGUAAUAAUAUUCUUCGCAGAGCGUUCUAUAUAUCCCUAGUAAUAACAUUAUCUAGAGAGCUAUGCGGAUUAGUUCAGAUUACGACAUUCGCUGGGGACAUAUUCCAACUGACAGUUGCUCAGUCAAUAAUUAAACUGAGUCCUAAUCAAAAAGCAAUCGUGACUGGAUUUGUUCAACUUUGCGGCGUUACUUUAGCUUCGGUACUGAUUGAGAGAUGUGGUCGGAAGCCGCUGAUCUUCAUCAUGUCCUUCAUUUCUGGUUUGAGCAUGUGUGUGUUAGCCACCUGGUUUCUUCUACAACACUUCAACCCUCCAGGAUAUAUUCCCGUUAUAUCUCUGUGCAUUUGUAUUUUUUGCGAUAACUCUGGCACUUUACCACUAUCUCUAGUAUUGACAGGCGAGAUGUUCUCUUUCAAGUAUCGAGGCACUGUGCUGGCAACGACGAUGUCUGUCGCGUGCAUCGUGAAUUUCAUCCAGCUUUUAUUUUUCAAGUCUAUAAUCAAAGUGAUGGGUAUUUAUUUCGUAUUUUAUUUCUUUGGAGCUGUAUGUUUGUUUACGGCGGUGUAUGUUAUGAUAAUGUUACCAGAGACUAGGAAUAGGAAAUUAGAAGAUAUUUAUUAUGACCUAAGUACGAGUAAAGAGAAGAUGGAGUUGGGAGAUCGAAAUACAGUUUCUAUACCAGCAUUUUCUUAUGGAAAUUCUAUUGGAUGGAUGUCUCCUAUGACCCUUCUCCUACAAUCACCGGAGUCACCCAAAGGUGUGCCAUUGACUGAUCUCGAGGUUUCGUGUAUGGCGUCCUUGCCUUAUGUAGUGUGUAUACCCGGUACGUACUUAAUGGCAGCCAUCGGAGAUCGUUAUGGAAGAAAACUUGCUCUUCUCACAAUGUCUGUUACCUCAAUUACCAUCUGGCUUCUCAAGCUAUGUUCGAUGAAUAUUUGGGUGUUUAUCUUAGCGAGGAUGUUGGUUGGCAUUACUAUGUCUGGCGCAUGUGUGACCUGUCCUACAUAUAUCAAAGAAAUCAGUGACAAUGAUAUCAGGGGCGCCUUAGGAUGCUGGGGUACCAUAUUUUUUACUAUGGGAUGUUUGUUUUCUUAUAUCAUCGGGGACUUGUGUAGCUACCGUUUAAUUCUUCUGAUUUUGUUGUUGGUACCAGUCUCACAUUUUGUGAUAUUCCUGACGAUGCCAGAAUCUCCGUCCUAUCUUUUAAAGAAAGGAAAAGAUGAGGAAGCAUCGAAAGUAUUGAUGUGGCUUAGAUGUAGAAAAGAAUAUGAUUUAGCAAUCAAAGAAGAAAUUGAAUAUAUUAAAGAAGAGCAAAAGAAAGACGAACAUCAGGCAGUAUUCUUAUUAAAAAAUAUUGGGAAAGAUAACAUUCUUCGUAGAGCAUUCUACAUAUCAUUAGUAGCUGCUAUGUCCAGAGAACUCUGUGGAAGUGUCCCAAUUUUAAUAUUUGCUGGAUAUAUAUUUAAAAUAUCAUCAGAGGGAACAGGGAUCGAGUUGAGCCCCAACCAGAGUUCCAUGGUGUUAGGAGCUGUUCAGUUACUUGGAGCUACUUUAGUCUCAGCAAUCGUCGAAAGAUUUGGACGGAAGCCCUUGCUUCUAGCGACUUGUCUCCUUUCUGGUACCAGCUUGUGUAUUCUUGCAUCCUGGUUUGUCUUCCAAAACUUCGAUCCACCAUCUUGGAUUCCCGUGACCACAUUAUGUAUAGUCAUUUUCUGUGAUUCGUGUGGCCUCCUACCGUUAACGCUUGUUUUAACGAGCGAGAUAUUUUCGUAUAAGUAUCGAGGCAUAGUACUAGCAACAACAAUGGCACUAGCAUCUAUAGCGGAUUUUUUCCAGCUUAUUCUAUUUAAGUUUUUAAUCAAAGUGACCAGCGCCUGUUCAGUAUUUUAUAUUUAUGGUGUCAUUAGUAUUCUGACUGCGGUCUAUGUAUUCAUUAAAGUACCAGAAACUAGGAACAGACAAUUAGAAGAUAUAUAUUAUGAUCUGAAAACCAAAAAGGAGAAAAGGCAAUUGGAAACCGUAUUGCAAUUUAGGCCGAUAAAUAUUACAAAUAACAUGAUAAGGUAG